Messenger RNA from Lepidothrix coronata (blue-crowned manakin), 3224 nucleotides. RefSeq names its product dehydrogenase E1 and transketolase domain containing 1 (gene DHTKD1). The record is from RefSeq and is a predicted model, not a curated record. Gene Ontology annotation, molecular function: thiamine pyrophosphate binding; oxoglutarate dehydrogenase (succinyl-transferring) activity. The transcript is spliced from 18 exons. Gene Ontology annotation, biological process: tricarboxylic acid cycle. Lineage: Eukaryota; Metazoa; Chordata; Aves; Passeriformes; Pipridae.
UCGGAGGGCACAGAGAUGAGGAGGGGUCUGGAGCAUCUCCCGUGUGAGGAGACACUGCGGGAGCUGGGCCUGGUUAGUCUGGAGAAGAGAAUACUGAGAGGGGGUCUCAUCAAUACACAUAAAUGUCUCAAAGUUGACCAUGCUCUGGCUCGUUUAAUAACUGCGUACGCUGAACACGGCCACAAAGCAGCCAAAAUAAACCCCCUGUUUGCUGGCCAGGCUCUUAUGAACAUGGUACCUGAAAUCCAACAGCUGGCUGAAGUUCUUCAAGGGCCUCUCGUUACUACAGGACUUCUAAACAUGGGAAAAGAAGAAUCUUCCGUAGAGGAUGUGUUGGCUUACCUUGACCAUAUAUACUGCGGGCAUAUUUCCAUAGAAACAAGCCAGCUUCCAACUUUGGAGGAGAGGGAAUGGUUUGCUAAAAGGUUUGAAGAGCUAAAGCAAGAAGCAUUUACACCUGAAGAGAAAAAGCACUUGUGCAAACUGAUGCUGGAGUCCCAGGAGUUUGAUCACUUCUUAGCCACCAAGUUUGCCACGGUGAAGCGCUAUGGCGGCGAGGGGGCAGAGAGUAUGAUGGGCUUCUUCCACGAGCUGUUCAAGAUGUGUGCGUACAGCGGAGUGACGGAUGUUGUUAUUGGAAUGCCUCACCGUGGAAGGCUUAAUCUCCUCACAGGUCUGCUUCAGCUCCCACCCGAGCUCAUGUUCCGUAAGAUGCGUGGUUUGAGUGAGUUCCCAGAGAAUUCAGCAGCCAUUGGGGAUGUUCUCUCCCACCUGACAUCUUCUGUAGACCUCGAUUUCGGUGCCCACAGGCCUGUGCACGUCACCUUGCUGCCCAACCCCUCACAUUUGGAAGCCAUCAAUCCAGUGGCCGUGGGCAAGACACGGGGGAGGCAGCAGACCCUGCUCGAUGGAGAUUACUCCCCAGACAGCUCUGCACAGCCUGGGGACAAAGUUAUUUGCCUGCAGGUUCAGGGAGGAGCAAGUGUAGCAUGGCAAGGGAUAGAGUGGGGACUCCUCUCCUUACCCCAGCUCCCAUCACAAAAAGCAUCUGUCGUUCAUUUGUUGUUACAUUCACUUCGCAUGAGUUGUCUGUAAUUUCAGCAGAGUAGGUGUCUGUUUUCUCUGGAAGGGGUUUCAUGUGAUUACUGUUAUGUUCCAAAUCCCUGGGCAGGUAAGAUCAUUGGGUGUGCAGUUAUCCACGUGAAUGGGGAUGAUCCUGAAGAAGUUGUCCGUGCCACACGCCUGGCCGUCGAGUACCAGCGCCAGUUCCGCAGGGACGUCAUCGUAGACUUGCUGUGCUACAGGCAGUGGGGCCACAACGAGCUGGAUGAGCCCUUCUUCACCAACCCCUGCAUGUACAAAAUCAUCAGAUCCCGUAAGAGUAUCCCUGACACGUAUGCAGAGCACUUGACAGCUGCUGGGCUCAUGACUGAGGCCGAAGUGUCCGAGAUAAAGACGACGUACUAUUCCAAACUCAACGACCACCUUGCCAACAUGACGUCGUACAGCCCACCUGCCACCAACCUGCAGGCUCACUGGAAAGGCUUCGUGGAGCCUUCUGCUAAAAUCACCACCUGGGACACAGGGAUGCCUGUGCCACUGCUGCAGUUCAUCGGAGUCAAGUCUGUGGAGGUGCCCGAAGAGCUCCAGAUGCACAGCCACCUCCUGAAGACCUACGCGCAGUCAAGGGUUCAAAAAAUGGAGGAAGGAAAAAAGCUGGACUGGGCAACAGCUGAAACUUUAGCAUUUGGUUCUCUGCUGAGCCAAGGGUUUAAUAUCAGACUAAGUGGACAAGAUGUUGGCAGAGGAACCUUCAGCCAACGACACGCGAUGUUGGUUUGCCAAGAGACAGAUGAUACCUACAUUCCUCUGAAUCACAUGUCCCCAGACCAGAAAGGUUUCCUAGAGGUGAGUAACAGUCCCUUGUCUGAAGAAGCUGUGCUUGGUUUUGAAUAUGGAAUGAGCAUUGAGAGCCCCAAGUUACUGCCAAUUUGGGAAGCUCAGUUUGGAGACUUCUUUAAUGGAGCCCAGAUAAUAUUUGACACUUUCAUCUCUGGAGGUGAGGCCAAAUGGCUUCUGCAGAGUGGGAUAGUAAUUCUUCUUCCCCAUGGCUAUGAUGGUGCAGGCCCUGAGCACUCGUCCUGCAGGAUGGAACGGUUCUUGCAGAUGUGUGACAGCUCAGAGGAGGGAGUUGAUGGGGACCAGGUCAACAUGUCAGUUGUCCAUCCCACCACCCCAGCACAGUAUUUCCAUUUACUCCGGAGGCAAAUGGUCCGAAACUUCAGGAAACCUCUCAUUGUUGCAUCUCCCAAAGUGUUACUCAGGCUCCCAGCUGCUGUAUCAAGUUUUGAAGAAAUGGCCCCAGGGACAACAUUCAAGCCUGUCAUUGGUGACUCCUCAGUAGAUCCUAAAAGUGUCACCCAAGUGGUGCUGUGUUCUGGAAAGCAUUACUAUGCUCUGGUGAAGCAAAGAGAGACACUGGGAGAGAAGCAGCACAACACAGCUAUUCUGAGACUUGAGGAGCUCUGUCCUUUCCCCCUGGAGGCUCUACAGCAAGAGUUGAGCAAAUACAGCCAAGCAAAAGACUUCAUCUGGAGUCAGGAAGAACCACAGAACAUGGGUCCAUGGUCCUUUGUGUCACCACGGUUUGAAAAGCAGCUGGGGCUUAAGCUCCGCCUUGUGAGCAGACCUCCCCUCCCAGCCCCAGCUGUUGGCAUUGGAACCCUCCACAACCAGCAGCAGGAAGACGUUCUGAGGAAGACAUUUCUCUGAGUUUUCAACAGACAGACUGCUCCUGCUGCCAGUCGUGUUUGGUGCCUCCUCCUGUGAAGAAGAACAAAGGCCAGAUCCUUAAGACUCUUGGUUCUCCAAAAUGGAAACCAAAAAAAGGGUGGAAUGAGUUUGGUAAUGAUGAAGAAAUUUUUUCAUGUAGGGGAAAACCUAAUGAUGAGAAAGGAUUCCUGUUACUCUUGAUACUUCUUGUUCUCUUGUAGUAUUUUCUACAAAACAUCUCUUUAAGGUUAAAACCAAAAUCCAGUCUAGGGGACAGAUUGGUGAGGUGACUAUAUAAUGCCUUAUAUCACACUGCUUAUCUGCACUUUACAGUUCCUGGGAUGGUGCAUGUGUGGAAACAGGCUCUGUUUCUUCUGUUUCCACAUAAGUGUUAGUGCUGUUUGGUCAAAUAAAUGCUUCCCCAUGCCUGGGAAUGAGCCAUUUCUGUAGCA